AUGGCUUCAUUUUCAUCAUCUUAUUACAAAAUGGAAGAUCAUAGAAAUGUUGCCGCAACAAAACUACAAAAAGUUUACAAAAGUUUUAGAACUCGAAGACGACUUGCAGAUUGUGCCGUUCUUGCUGAACAUAAAUGGUGGCAGGUGUUGGACUUUGCUGAACUAAAACGUUGUUCUAUAUCAUUUUUUGAUAUAGAGAAACCUGAAUCUGCUAUUUCACGAUGGUUUAGAGCUACAACUAAAGCUGCUAAAGUUGGAAAGGGUUCUUCAAAAGAUGAGAAAUCUAGGAAACUUGCCCUACAACAUUGGCUUGAGGCUAUAGAUCCUCGACAUCGUUAUGGCCAUAAUUUACAAUUCUAUUAUGUUAGAUGGCUUCAUUGCAAGAGUAACCAACCAUUCUUUUAUUGGCUCGACAUUGGAGAAGGAAGAGGGAUCGACAUUAUUGAAAGAUGCCCACGAUCUCGACUUCAACAACAAUGCAUUAAGUACCUUGAUCCAGCAGAGAGGGAAGAAUAUGAAGUGAUAGUGGAGAAUGGAAGACUUUUGUACAAAGCAAGCCAAAAGGUUGUUGAUACAACAGCAGAACCUAAAGGCAGUAAAUGGAUCUUUGUGUUAAGCACCACAAGAACAUUGUAUGUCGCCCAGAAAAUCAAAGGCAAAUUUCAACAUUCCAGUUUUCUGGCUGGAGGUGCAACACUGUCUGCUGGAAGAUUGAUUGUCGACAAUGGAAUUCUAACGUCAGUUUGGCCUCAUAGUGGUCAUUACCUCCCUACAGAAGAAAAUUUCCAGGCAUUCAUGACAUUUCUUACAGAAAACAACGUGGAUCUUACUGGUGUCAAGAAAGCUCCAAUGGAUGAGGAAGAUGGAGGAGUUUAUAGUUCAACUCGAGAUGAGAAUGAAGAGCACCAACCACGAUUAUCUAAGCUUUCAGACGUGGCCACCUCCAAGAUACUACUAAAAAGAUCACAGAUCAUACGGUCCAAGAUUGCGAGACUUAAAAUUCCAAGCAUUCGUAGCGUGGUGGAAGAAGAGUUCAAGACACCUCAAUUACCACCCGAAGAUGAUCAUAACGACAUCAAAGAAGAAGAAGAAGAAGACGACGACUUUUUGUCCGAUGAUGGUUUCGAAACAGCAGAAGAAUCAUUCCUGUCAGAGGACGAUUUCAUGUGCCCUAAACUCAAUCUAUUCGAGUUGCAUGAGGAUCCUAAGUUUGAAGAGCCAUUAUCACAAGCAACCAUCCUAAAGAGAAUCCAUAGUCAUAGAAGAACUCAAUCUUAUCAAUUGGGUGAACAUUUACAGUUCAGAUGGACAACUGGUGCUGGACCCAGAAUCGGGUGUGUGAGGGACUAUCCUUCAAGGUUGCAGUUCCAGGUGCUAGAGCAAGUCCACUUAUCGCCAAGGAAACAACUUCCAUCACCAUUGGGUUCUUACUUGCAUCAAGCUGUUUCGACUAAAAGCAGCCUUGCUCCUGAAAAAAGCAUUUAA
This is a messenger RNA of Amaranthus tricolor (Joseph's coat), 1485 nucleotides long. Its product is annotated as IQ domain-containing protein IQM6-like. The transcript is spliced from 8 exons. NCBI's taxonomy places the organism in Eukaryota, Viridiplantae, Streptophyta, Magnoliopsida, Caryophyllales, Amaranthaceae. The record is from RefSeq and is a predicted model, not a curated record. Bases 1 to 1485 code for a protein of 494 amino acids.